This is a messenger RNA of Carya illinoinensis, 1939 nucleotides long. Its product is annotated as low affinity inorganic phosphate transporter 1-like. The record is from RefSeq and is a predicted model, not a curated record. NCBI's taxonomy places the organism in Eukaryota, Viridiplantae, Streptophyta, Magnoliopsida, Fagales, Juglandaceae. The transcript has a single exon. Gene Ontology annotation, cellular component: membrane. Gene Ontology annotation, molecular function: phosphate transmembrane transporter activity. The coding region runs from base 12 to 1592 and encodes 526 amino acids. Gene Ontology annotation, biological process: phosphate ion transport; transmembrane transport.
AUAAUCAAGCCAUGGGUCGUGAAAGUAUGAGAGUGCUGGAUGCACUCGAUUCUGCAAAGACCCAAUUGUACCAUUUCAAGGCAAUUGUAAUCACCGGAAUGGGAUUCUUCACGGAUGCAUAUGAUCUCUUCUGCAUAACCACCGUCUCAAAGUUACUUGGCCGCAUAUACUACACAAAAAAUGGCGAAAUACCAGGGUCUUUGCCUCCCAACGUGGCAGACGCUGUUAAUGGAGUUGCGUUUUGCGGCACUUUUGCUGGGCAGAUAUUCUUCGGUUGGCUUGGUGACAAAUUGGGCCGCAAGAAGGUCUAUGGUUUAACCCUCAUUCUCAUGGUAGUAAGCUCCAUUGGCUCGGGGCUCUCCUUUGGGCACACACGAAACGGUAUAAUUACCACGCUUUGUUUCUUUCGGUUCUGGCUUGGCUUUGGCAUUGGCGGAGACUAUCCUCUGUCGGCUACAAUCAUGUCUGAAUAUGCAAACAAAAGAACUCGUGGGGCAUUUAUCGCUGCGGUUUUUGCCAUGCAAGGCUUCGGAAUUUUAGCUGGUGGGAUUGUUGCUUUAAUUGUUUCAAGCGCUUUCAAUAACAAGUACAAGCCUCCCCCAUUCGAUGUUGAUCCAGUAGCCUCCCUGCCAGACCAAGCCGAUUACAUUUGGCGCAUUGUCCUGAUGAUUGGAGCCAUCCCGGCUGCCCUUACUUUCUAUUGGCGUAUGAAAAUGCCGGAGACAGCUCGUUUUACGGCCCUAGUAGCCAAGAAUGAAAGGCAGGCAGCGGCAGACAUGUCUAGUGUAUUACAGGUGGAGCUCGAAGUAGAAAAAGAAAAGGUAGAUAAGAUUACUAAGAAACCCUAUGGCUUAUUCUCUAAAGAAUUUGCGAGACGCCAUGGACUUCACCUGGUUGGAACAGCCACUUGUUGGUUCUUGUUGGACAUUGCCUACUAUAGUCAAAACUUAUUCCAAAAGGAUAUCUUCACUGCCGUUGGAUGGCUUCCAUCGCCACCAAAAAUGGGCGCCAUUGAAGAGGUUUACAAGAUUGCAAAGGCACAAACACUUAUAGCUUUGUGCGGUCUUGUGCCAGGGUAUUGGUUUACUGUGGCCUUCAUUGAUCGUUGGGGACGGUUUGUAAUCCAAUUGAUGGGUUUCUUCUUCAUGUCCGUCUUCAUGUUUGCGCUUGCUAUCCCUUACGAUCACUGGAAACUUAAGGGCAACCAUAUCGGGUUUAUCUUGUUGUACGCCCUCACCUUUUUCUUUGCUAACUUUGGACCCAAUUCCACCACAUUUAUUGUGCCUGCAGAAAUUUUCCCUGCAAGGUUGAGGGCUACUUGUCACGGAAUAUCAGCCGCCUCCGGGAAGGCUGGAGCUAUUGUUGGUGCAUUUGGGUUCUUGUAUGCUGCUCAAAACACAAACCCACAUCUCACAGAUGCAGGGUACGCGCCUGGUAUUGGAGUGAAGAAUACACUCAUUGUGCUCGGUGGGAUCAAUACGUUGGGUGUGUUUUUUACCUUAUUGGUGCCCGAGUCCAAGGGAAAAUCGCUGGAGGAGUUGACAGGGGAGAACGAGGAGGAGGAGGAAACAGGAGAGGCUAGUCCCGCGUGAUUAUAACGAUUUGAUUUCACGCAUAAAGUGCUGUCUCAGUUCAUAUCAAUUCACUUUCAACCUUGCUUGCAGAUGCAUUAAUAUAUAUAUGGGUGGACUUGGGUUAAUUUGGUCGGUUAAUAUUCAUAUACUUAAGACGUGUAUGUAUCUAAUAAGGCAAUUGUGGUGGCCAUUUCUGUAGUGUCUUAUAAAGCUUUCGGGCUUUUAUGAGUUGCAUUCAGGUUCUACUCUUCAUGUUCUUCCAAUAUACCCUUCUGCGAAGCUAGUCAAGUACUGGGCAACAAAAAUGUUGGGAGAUGUAACAUUAAUUUAGGAAUAUGAAUAAGCUAUAUCAUGUUAGGACGUUA